Alnus glutinosa is the source of this 1167-nucleotide messenger RNA. RefSeq names its product transcription factor BEE 3-like. The record is from RefSeq and is a predicted model, not a curated record. Lineage: Eukaryota; Viridiplantae; Streptophyta; Magnoliopsida; Fagales; Betulaceae. The transcript is spliced from 6 exons. Gene Ontology annotation, biological process: regulation of DNA-templated transcription. Gene Ontology annotation, cellular component: nucleus. Gene Ontology annotation, molecular function: protein dimerization activity; DNA-binding transcription factor activity. Bases 105 to 902 code for a protein of 265 amino acids.
GACAUUUUGGCACAAAAACGUUUAUCUAUAAAAUGCACACUGGAAUCCUCUAUAAUCUAAACACCAUUGAUCAGGUCUCUCAGAAUUCUAAAGCUUGAGCAGCCAUGGCUGAGUUUGAAAAAGAUUUGCAAUGUUUUAAACCCUCCAUACCUUUCUCAGAAAUGAUAAACCAGUUCAUUCAGCCAAAUGCAAGCAUGAUGGGGAACUUCAAUUUUACAGAUUCCACAGUGGAUAAUUUCUUGGGCUACCAACAAUCUGAAAAUCAUGCUGCAGGCUUAUUGGCUCAUGAUCUUCCAGGUACUUCAUAUUCCAACUGCUUAAAUGAAUUGCCAACUGUCCAUACCAUCACUUCAACAAGACAUGUUUUCCACGAGAGCAAGAAGAGAAAAGUAAUGGAACUAUCAACAAGCAGCUCAGAGAGCAUUCCUUCAACAGCUUCUAGAGAGUUGAAAGACAAUAGUAAUUCUGCUAAAAAGAAUAGCUUAGAGAAAGGAAAGAAAAGGAGCAAUGAGAAAGAACAGGACAAACAAGAGGAAGUCAUUCAUGUUAGAGCAAAAAGAGGCCAAGCUACUGAUAGUCACAGUUUAGCAGAAAGGGUGAGAAGGCAGAAAAUCAAUUACAAGUUGAGAUGCUUGCAAGACCUUGUUCCUGGAUGCCACAAGGCAAUGGGAAUGGCGGUGAUGUUGGAUGAAAUUAUCAACUAUGUGCAUUCACUCAAGAAUCAGGUUGAGUUUCUUUCCACGGAGCUUGCAGCUGCAUGUUCUUCUUAUGACCUGGUCUCCUGUACAUAUGAAACUGCAAAAGCAAAGGGGACAAGCUCACACCAGGCACACGGCGUGGAGUACUGGGGGAGGGAACAAUAUGGAGAGCAUACUCGCUUCCACACAGCAUGGCCACUGUGACUGAUUUUUUGGCCCUUACUUCCGGAAGUUGCUGCAAGCCACGUGAAUAUGCUCCCUACCCCUAGCUAUCUCCCACAAAACCAAGUCUCUUUCCAAUUACUAGCAAACAUGCUACAAUAUAUUUGCAUUACUUCAUGUAGGACCGAUCGAGUCUCUGUAAUCACUUCUUCUCACUUUGUAAAUUUUAAGGGUUGAAUACCUUUGACAAUCUAAAAGAAAAUUGUGGUUUGUAGCAUCCUAUAUAUCAAUGUUUCCUUGUCAGCAA